AUGCCAGCCAACAAGCUGUCAUCGUCACUCCACCAUCUGGCUGCAGGUCUCUUGCCUGCGGCAGCAAAAGGAUUCAAGAUACCCGCACUCGGCAGUGGUGGCCACCACGAGAAGAAGACCAAGGAGGCAGUGCAAAAGGAGCGGGCUGCAGUGAAUGCAGAGCUGAAACGCGCAGGAAACAAUGACGUUUGUUUAUCAGACAAGUGGGGUACAUGUCAAGAAGUGAUCGGAAAAGGAGCCUUUGGUGUCGUCCGAAUAGUACACAAGGCUGAUCCCUCGGGUCACGAAUACGCUGUCAAGGAAUUUCGCAAAAAAGGCCUCGAGAGCACCAAGCAAUAUGUCAAACGGCUGACGUCAGAAUUCUGCAUUUCGUCUAUCCUGCAUCACCCCAAUGUCAUUGAAACCCUGGACUUGCUGCCGUUGACUGAAACCUCGGCGGUCUACUGCCAAGUGAUGGAAUACUGCGACGGCGGCGACCUGUUCAACCUCAUCUACGACUUUGCCUCGUCCGGACUCCAAGUGCCCGAGGCCAACUGUUUCUUCAAGCAGCUCAUGCGGGGCGUGAGCUACGUGCACCGGAUGGGCAUUGCUCACAGGGACUUGAAGCCGGAAAAUUUACUGCUGACAUCGAAUGGCUGCCUCAAGAUUUCCGACUUUGGCGGCGCCGACUGCUUCCGUCCUACACCCCAGUGCAAAGCCAUGUACAGUCGCGGCGUCUGUGGAUCUGAGCCCUACAUUGCCCCAGAAAUGUUUGUCCAGUCUGAAUACGAUCCUCAGCUCACGGACGUCUGGAGCUGUGCUGUCAUUUACAUGGCCAUGCGCACCGGUAACCACAUGUGGCAGGUCGCGAAAAAGGGUGAUGACGAUAACUACGACCGAUAUCUCAAGUUCCGUCGCUUUGAAUGCGGCAUCGAUAUCUUUGAGGGCAUGGAGCUCGGUGCAAAGCGCCUCGUCUAUCGGAUGUUGGAUCCUAACCCAAACAAGCGGAUCGGUACCAGCCAGAUCAUGGAGAGCGAAUGGUUCAAAAAUAUCUACUGUUGCCAGCCAUCUUCGGCCUGUUCUUCGCUAUCGUCGGCAUCUUCUUCUUCGUCGUCGUCAUGA
Zychaea mexicana is the source of this 1101-nucleotide messenger RNA. Its product is annotated as serine/threonine-protein kinase. Gene Ontology annotation, biological process: intracellular signal transduction; protein phosphorylation; intracellular monoatomic cation homeostasis. The record is from RefSeq and is a predicted model, not a curated record. Bases 1 to 1101 code for a protein of 366 amino acids. Gene Ontology annotation, molecular function: protein serine/threonine kinase activity; ATP binding. The transcript is spliced from 3 exons. Lineage: Eukaryota; Fungi; Mucoromycota; Mucoromycetes; Mucorales; Lichtheimiaceae.